AUUUUGGAGAUUUCUUACCCAAUACUACUCCCACCAUAGUAACAUGCACAAUCUACAAGGACAAAAACCACUGUUCAAAUUGCCCUGAACCACUAACCAAUCUCUGCUCGUCAAGAGCCGCCUCAACUAAGAGCUUUUUGGCACUUACAGUGAAAUCUGUUCACAGAGGACAGCUAAGUACCAUGUAACUCUCAACUCUUCAAGGCACUUCCUUUGUCUCGGAUCUAGGCCGGAUUCUGGUGACUUCGAUGAGUUCCCGGGGAGUAUUUGGUUGUCGCCUGGUUUUUGGCCAACCUGUCCCCGGGCUCUAAGGGUUGAACGAGCUCAGUCAGUGGUGACGAAAGAACGAGGUUCAUGAUGCGUAGGUGCGCGUCUGCCAGGGGCUCGCAGGGCUAAUUUCAGAUUUACAAGUCGGCGUACCCGCCGAACCUUUCGGCAUAUAUCACAGGAUCGCCAGACCUGAGGAUCCUCAUUUCAAGAUAGAAUUCAGCGUGUCCAGAGCUCAACUCACCGAAUUCAAGAUGCGUCGUUUGGUGGUGAUAUUCGUGCUUUUGGGGUUGGCAUGUGUGGCCAUGGGGCAGAGAAAGGCCAUCAAGUUCCCCAAAGAGAAAAAGAAUAGCGUAGUGAAGGUCAAGGCCGAUCCUAAGUUGGAGGCCGCCAAGGGCGAUGUCCGUAUUGGACCGGAUGGACGACCCUUAUUGUUUGGUCCUAACAUAGAAUUGUGCAAGAACCGUACCUCUCACGGAAAAUUGGGCAAACAUCACUAUUUUCUCUCGUGGAGGGAGCCAUGGCACAAGUUCGAGGAUUGGGAUUGGUUCAAUGGGCGGAACUUCUGCCGAGAGCGAUGCAUGGAUCUCAUCAGUUUUGACGACCCCGUCGAAUUCAAGAUGUUCGAGGAAGUCAUGCAACAAGAUAAUAUCUCUUCCAUCUACACUUCCGGCCGUAAGUGCAAUUUCAAGGGUAAAGGCUGUGAGCAAGAGCAAUUUCAACCCAUCAAUGUCAAUGGAUGGUUUUGGGCUGGAGCUGGUAAUGCCCGCAUUCCACCCACCAACAAACGGAACCGUGGGACCUUCUGGAGUCACACCGGAGAAUUGAAGAAGCCCCAACCAGAUAAUUAUGAGGGACUCAAGGCCGGCAAAUUGGAGAAAGUGAGCGACCCUGUGGGUCUGACCUUGGAGGAUCUCCAGGAAUGGCACGACGAGGCUUGUCUGGCUGUGCUUAACAAUAAAUAUAACGACAAGAUCCGUUGGCACGACGUGGCCUGUCAUUUCCGAUCCAAGAUCGUGUGCGAAGACUCGGAACAAUUGAUUAAACGCGCAUUGUCUGAGAACCCUGGACACACCAUUCCCGAACCCGUGGCCCAAACCGAUUAAGCUUUCAUUGGCUCUUGCUUCGACUAUUUAUCUUUGUCAAUCUUAUUUAUAUAGUACAACAUCCAUUCCACUUUUAAAUAAACCGUUACUGAUACUGA
This is a messenger RNA of Tigriopus californicus, 1471 nucleotides long. RefSeq lists its product as uncharacterized. Lineage: Eukaryota; Metazoa; Arthropoda; Copepoda; Harpacticoida; Harpacticidae. The transcript has 4 exons. Bases 522 to 1373 code for a protein of 283 amino acids. The record is from RefSeq and is a predicted model, not a curated record.